Molecule: messenger RNA, 921 nt
Organism: Alternaria burnsii
Lineage: Eukaryota; Fungi; Ascomycota; Dothideomycetes; Pleosporales; Pleosporaceae
Exons: 2
Coding region: 1-921 (306 amino acids)
Molecular function (GO): oxidoreductase activity
Source: RefSeq, a predicted model, not a curated record
AUGUCCAGCUUCAAAAAUGUUAUGGUUAUCGGAGCCGGCGGCAACCUAGGGCCGGCAAUCUUGUAUGCCUUGCUCCACCACUCCUCUUUCAACACGACCGUUCUUUCACGUGAGGGCUCUUCAUCCACCUUUCCGCCAGGCGUCAAAGUGCUUCGCGCAGAUUACAACUCGAUGGAUAGUCUUAAAACCGCUUUCAUGGGCCAAGACGUCGUAGUAUCUCUUGUUGCUGGGGCUGUUCUUGGUAACCAAAACAAUCUUAUUGACGCUGCUAUCGCUGCUGGAGUCAAACGUUUCCUCCCCUCGGAAUUCGGCUCGAACACCACUGAUGCCCGGACAAGAGCUAUCGUGCCUAUGUAUAAAUCUAAAGUCGAAACUGUCGAUUACCUCAAAAGCAAAGAAAGCGAGAUCAGCUGGACAAGUAUAGUAACCGGCCCAUUCUUUGACUGGGGACUCAAAGUGGGGUUUUUGGGGUUUGAUGCAGCGCACAAAGUCGCGACGCUGUACGAGGACGGCACAGCCAAGUUCUCGAGCACAAACCUGCACACCAUCGGUCUUGCCGUUGUCAAAGCACUCGAAAAUGCUGAAGGUACGAAGAAUCAGUAUGUGUUUGUAUCAGGCUUCCAGACAAGCCAGAAAGAAAUCCUCGAAGUCGCGGAGAAGGUCACGGGAAGCAAGUGGAUUGUGAGGAAUGCUAGCGUCGAUGACGCUAUCAAGAAGGGAAAUGAGAAGAUUCUUCGAGGUGAUUACUCGGGCAUCGAGGAUUUGAUCUUGGGUGCGACGUUUGGGCCAAAGCAAUUGGGCGACCUGAGCCUGGCGGGGCUAUGGAACGAAAAAUUGGAUCUGGUGGAAACCGAUAUUGAGACAUCAGUAAGUGCGGCAUUUGCAGGAAGACUAGUUUAUGAAGCAUCGAUCAGCGAGUAG